Messenger RNA from Setaria italica (foxtail millet), 948 nucleotides. RefSeq lists its product as uncharacterized. The coding region runs from base 99 to 707 and encodes 202 amino acids. The transcript has a single exon. The record is from RefSeq and is a predicted model, not a curated record. Lineage: Eukaryota; Viridiplantae; Streptophyta; Magnoliopsida; Poales; Poaceae.
CACACAGGUGCGUACGGCCAGCCCCGACCCACAGGCCGCAACCGGGAGCACCCCCGCCGGACACCACCACCAGCGCCGCUAAGCUAUCCAAAGUAGACAUGGGGCUGCUGCUCCUCCCGUCUCGCGCCGCCAGCGCGCGCCCGCUGCUUCCACCAGCCAGCCCCAGCGCCCUUCGCCGCGCCGGUGUCAUCGGCGCCCGCCCGGCGGCCAGCUCCAGCAACGUCGAGGUCAUCGACGCCACCGCGACGCCGGCGUCGACGUCCGCGCCGGGCGGUGGCGGCGGCGGCGCCAGGAAGUGGGGCGCGGGCGGGCUCGGGCUGGAGCUGUCGGAGGAGAUGCGGCGCGGGAUGAUGUGGCGGAUGCUGGCGCCCCCCGCGGCGGCUGUCGCGGCGGACGCGGCGUUCCUGAGGCUGCUCGACCGCGCGGCGCCCGGGGACGCGCCGGCCUGGGCCGCCGCCGCGGGCUCGGCCCUGCUGUUCGCGGCGGGGCUGCUCGGCGUCCACUACGGGUUCCUGUCGUCGAGGUGGGACGCCACGGAGAGGGGAUCCGUGUUGGGGUGGGACCUCGCCGUCCGGCACUGGAACGUCAUGUCCAUGGCCAAGGAGCACUCUUCGUCAGGGGAAGAGGAGGACGACGAUGACGAGGAAUACGAAGACGAGGAGGAGUACGAGGAUGAUGACGAGGAGUAUGAGGAUGACGAGGAAUAGGAAGAUGAUGAUUAAUUUAAGGGGCUAGUUGUAAUUUAAAUCACUUGCUCCGUCCGUUCCAAAUUGCAGGUUGUUUUAAUUUUUCUAGACAUAUAUUAUAUGCAUAAUAAUAUAUAUGAAUCUAGAAAAGUUAAAAUGAUCAAAAAUUUAGAACGGAGGGAGUAGUUUUUAGAGACAUGGGGAAUAAUAAGGGUUCCAAUUUCACUUUUGAGUAUGUUAUUAAGUUUGCGCUACUGUUUUA